AUGACCCUUCAGUGCUUCUGCAUCUGGAACUCCUUCACAGGCUGGCGGGGAAACCGCCGCCGCCUCGGAAGCCUCGGCGGGCGGACAGACCGUGCUCGGCUCCGAUACACCUGUGCAGUCUCGGAAGCAAAGCACUUGGAUUUGAUUUAUCCUGGCGCUGCUGAGGCUGGAGCCAGCAGUGGCUGGGAAGAAGACAAGACCCGCACGUUCUCCCUCAGCUCGGCUCGGCUCUGCCGCGCGGUCGAACGAGCCCUCAAGGCCCGCCCCGCGCGGCCCCCGCGCUCUCCUCGCGCCGCCGCGGGGGGGCGCGAGCGCCGGCUGGGGCGGCGGGAGGGGAGGGAGGGAAGGAGGGAAGGGCGGCGGGCGAGGAUUCCCGAGGUGGCUGCCGGCUCUGAGCAGGUCUGUGUCAGCCUGCGGCAGCCGGCGCCACCGCCGGGCCUCCUCGCAAGCCGGCCGGCAGCGUCCUCCCUCCUUCCCUCUCUCCCGCCUGCCUUCUCCUUUCUCGUUCUCUCCGUGCCUCGGGAGCUGGCGCACACCGCGGCUGGUGCAUUCGACUGCUGCCCCUCUGCAGGCGCAGAAGCGGUGCUGGCCGCCCUCAACCGGCAAUUACAAUAUUCUUCAGAUGUGAAGAGCAGGACUGCUUGGUUCAUGAAUUUGAGAAAUGCAGGAACUCUGAGUGACACAAGCUCUUUAGAUGAGACAACCUAUGAGAAGCUGGCUGAAGAAACACUGGACUCCUUAGCAGAUUUCUUUGAGGACUUGGCAGAUAAACCUUUUACCCCAGAAGAUUAUGAUGUCUCUCUAGGGAGUGGAGUACUAACAGUUAAAUUGGGUGGAGACAUGGGAACAUACGUAAUCAAUAAGCAAACACCAAACCGGCAGAUUUGGCUGUCCUCACCCACUAGUGGGCCCAAGCGUUAUGACUGGACUGGACGGAAUUGGGUGUAUUCUCAUGACAGAGUGUCUCUUCAUGAACUACUAUCAAAAGAGUUUUCAACAGCUUUAAAAACUAAAUUGGAUUUGUCCACCUUAAUAUAUUCUGGAAAAGAAGAUACUUGAUUGUGUUCUACCUCAUGGAAGUUUAAAGACUUAACUUCACGCCAAGCUCUUUCUUAGGCUGAAGUACCUGAGCUUAAUUCUGUUGUUUUUCUUGGCAUCAAUAUAUUGUGCAACAAAAAUGAAAAUAAUAUAUUUUUUCUCCAUU
Onychostruthus taczanowskii (white-rumped snowfinch) is the source of this 1204-nucleotide messenger RNA. It is a transcript of the gene FXN, whose product is annotated as frataxin. Gene Ontology annotation, molecular function: ferroxidase activity; ferrous iron binding; iron chaperone activity. The transcript has 6 exons. Lineage: Eukaryota; Metazoa; Chordata; Aves; Passeriformes; Passeridae. Gene Ontology annotation, biological process: intracellular iron ion homeostasis; iron incorporation into metallo-sulfur cluster. Bases 1 to 1059 code for a protein of 352 amino acids. The record is from RefSeq and is a predicted model, not a curated record. Gene Ontology annotation, cellular component: mitochondrion.